AUGGACACUGAGGAUGGCCACCAAUUCAUAAAGCAACUCGCCUAUUUUGUGCGGACGCACGAAAAGGCUCUGGCCAACGCGCUGCAAUUGCAGAGGCGCGGAUCCCAAAAUGUCACCUCUCCUGUCUCGACCGCCGCCAUAAGCCCCCCCUCUACCGCUACUUCCGCAUCGUCGUCCUCCUCUUCGGCCAGCACCUUCGCUGCCGCCCUGUCGCUCCCUUAUCUCAGCUUCACCUCUCAGACAGUCAAGCCCGUCAAGUUGACCCUGACUCCGCACCACCUCUUCUACCUACUGUCCCGCUUUGAAGAACUGGGAAUCAAUGUUGGGCCCAUGACCAUCCGUCUCGAGAACAUUCAUAACGACGUCGCCCCUGGAAACUAUGUCUCUUUUCUCUCAGCCCCCAAGUCACGCGGUCGCGCCUCAGAUGCCGAUUCUGUCCGAUCUUCUUCAAGUGUACGGAGUGUCAUGUCGACCAUGUCGACCAUGUGGUCACACUUCAACCUCAGCGGACAGUCGAACAAGGAGGAGAAGCAAAAGGCAGCUGAGUUGGAAGAUCUGAAAUACCUGUACUCGGCAUUCACCAAGAUACCCUGUCUGCGGCUUUCCCCCGACCAUCGCUCCAAAUUGAUCGCUGGUUAUGAAGAGUUUCCCUUUGACACCGCCGUCCCGCUGUUCGCAUUUAAAAAUGUGAGCGCUCUGGAGAUAUGUGACCUGGACUUCCGUCAACUCUUUGGCUGGGACCGAAUGGCCGAGCAAUUACGCAGUCUCACUGUCAAGCGUGCUAGCAUCGAGGAUCUGGCUGAUUUGACUAUCAACAUUAUCUUGGACGAUAUGGACAAGCGUCGUCGAAGGUCAUCAAAAGCACCUAUACCCUCAUCUCCAGCUGUGGUAUGGCCGUCAGCGAACAACAGCGUCAGACAUGCGGCUGAGUUGGCAUCUGCGUCGGUGCCCAAUUCGCCAAUGGCUGAGGGAAGACGAUCAUCCAUUGGUAGUCCUCAACCUUCGGCUACCCCUCGUCUGAGGCAGAGAAGUAUCUCACCAUCGAGACCUGUCAGCUCGCGACACAACUCCUCCUAUGGCCAUGGACAUCAACCACGAAGCGGUACGCCAAAAUUCAGGCGCGAAUCUGGUAGCUCAGGCUCAAGUGUUCAUUCAAGCACGCCACGAAACAGUACAUCUAACCUCCUAGCAUUGGGCAUUGUCCCUGCGUCUAAGUGGCGCUUCUUGCGUCACCUCAGUCUUGCUGAGAACGGCUUGACAUUCAUCACAACCCAUAGUCUUGCUCCGCUAGCCCAGACAUUGCAUUCACUCGACCUCUCAUCAAACCUCUUUACCGAGAUCCCUGAGAGUCUUGCCUCAUUGACCAACUUGAGAGCUCUGAAUCUUUCCAACUGCAUGAUCGACAGCUUGCACUCUCUUCUUCGUAACCCGCUUCCCGCCAUAACUACCCUCAAUCUCAGAUCCAAUCGGCUUGCCUCACUUGCCGGAAUCGAACGCCUAUUUUCUCUCGAACGUGUGGAUCUGCGCGACAACAAGUUGACAGAUCCUACGGAGCUUGCAAGACUUACAAGGAUGCCUGAGAUGCAAGACAUCUAUGUUGCGAAAAAUCCCUUCACUCGCACACACUCAAAUUACAGAAUCACAAUUUUCAAUCUUUUCCGGGCAACACCGGGUUAUACUGAGGAUGUCAAAAUCGACUCAAGCAGUCCGUCGUACAGCGAGCGGAGGCAGCUGGUUGAUCGCGCGCCUGAACCACCGCCAGCGCCCAUGCCACCUCCAGUGCCUGAGGAUGAGCGAUCAGACGAUGCGUUGAACAUGCCUGAUGUUGGCGAAAGAUCACGACAUGCAGCGGCAGACUACGCUCAAGGAUCAACAAGAUCAAUUGGCGAUUACUCGACUGCAUCGCAAAGAAGAAAGAAGGGAACUCGAAGGAGGAUUGUUGAGCUAUCACACGAGAUGGGCUCUGAGCAAUCUGGCCAGAAUGAUGCACCGCCUUCACCACGCGCAGUAAUCAAAACGCCAGCAUCACCAGAAGAGCAACGGUUUGUACGAGCGACGUCGUCACCGCCUCGGUUGCCGCCGUUGGAUACUGGAUCAUCGAGCAUGUCGAUAGAAGGAUUUACAACAUCUAUUGAAGAAGAUGAAGAUAUCGGCAUCAACAGCGAUGCGUAUCGACAGAAGAUUGAGACAUUGAAGAGCGACCUCGGCAAUGGCUGGUUGACAGCAUUGAGCGAAGACGCGAGCAAGAGCUCAGAAAGAGAAUACAAUGCUAGGCCGUCAAUGGGAGGUCAACGAGCAGACAGUCGAGAAGUGACAGUUGGAGGUAGGAGGCUGGGAUGA
Molecule: messenger RNA, 2340 nt
Organism: Aureobasidium melanogenum CBS 110374
Lineage: Eukaryota; Fungi; Ascomycota; Dothideomycetes; Dothideales; Saccotheciaceae
Exons: 3
Coding region: 1-2340 (779 amino acids)
Cellular component (GO): cytoplasm
Molecular function (GO): protein kinase binding
Source: RefSeq, a predicted model, not a curated record